Messenger RNA from Colletotrichum karsti, 1467 nucleotides. Its product is annotated as benzoate 4-monooxygenase cytochrome. Gene Ontology annotation, molecular function: oxidoreductase activity, acting on paired donors, with incorporation or reduction of molecular oxygen; monooxygenase activity; iron ion binding. Bases 1 to 1467 code for a protein of 488 amino acids. NCBI's taxonomy places the organism in Eukaryota, Fungi, Ascomycota, Sordariomycetes, Glomerellales, Glomerellaceae. The record is from RefSeq and is a predicted model, not a curated record. The transcript is spliced from 4 exons.
AUGGAUUUCGUCAAAACAAACCCCCUGUAUCUCGGGGGCGCACUUGUGUGUGUCGCUCUGGCCACGUACAUAUAUCAAGGUCUCACAAACCCUUUAUCAAACGUCCCAGGACCGUGGUAUACAAGAUACACAACCUUAGUCUCAACAUACUUCGUCAUCACCGCCCACCACCCGGACUGGGUGCACGCUCUACACGCAAAAUACGGCCCCGUCGUCCGCAUCAGCCCGCACGAGGUCGACAUCUCCGAUCCGCCAACAUGCCAGCGCAUCCACAGCGUCAAGGGCGGUUUCCUCAAGUCGCCCUUCUACUCGCUUCUGAUCACCGACUCCUCCAGCGUCUUCAACGAGAUUCGACCAGAGGUACACCGCAAGUACAAGCGACUCCUGUCUAACCCCAUGUCGGAGACUGGGUUGAAGACGUUCCUGCCGCGAAUCGACGGCAAAGUCCGGCUCGCUAUCGAGCGCAUCCGCGAGGAGGAUAAGACGCGGGGUGCUGCCGAUAUCGCGAAGUGGUUCAUGUUCCUGUCGUUCGACGUCAUUGGCGACUUGACCUUUGGCGAGGGCUUCGGACAGCUUGAGAGUGGCGUGAAAAACCGCUCCGUCAACGACUUCGUCAGUCUUGGUUUCGUCGGCGGCCUGCGAUCCAUGUUCCCAACGAUAUCGUGGUUCUCUUUGUACCUCCCCAUCCCUGUCUUCAGGGACGCCACGAAGAUCCAGUACCGCACAUUCGACUACGCUCAGAGCGCGCUCGACCGUCACGCCAAGCGCGUGGAGGAACUCGGCGACGAUCCCAAGCCGACUGUGUUCUCGAAGCUGUACACCGCCGGUGCGGAGGACACCUGGUCACCGAUCGAGAUCCGAGAUAACGCCCAGGUCUUCAUCGUCGGCGGCAGCGACACGACAGCCAAUUCCAUGAUUUAUCUCAUCUGGGCAGUAUGUAAGCUGCCAGACGUCAAGGCGAAGCUUUUGAAGGAACUGGAGACUUUGGGCGAGGACUUCGGCUACGACGAAUUGAGAGAGCUGCAGUAUCUCAACUGGAUCGUCAACGAGACGUUGCGUCUGUACACAGCUCUGCCGUGCGGUCUUCCGAGGAUCGUGCCUGCGGGAGGAUCUGAGCUCGCAGGCCACUUCAUCCCCGAGGGCGCGACGGUGACGACGCAGGCUUACAGUCUCCAUCGCGAUGAGCACGCUUUCCCGGAUCCAUAUCGCUUCUACCCCGACAGAUGGGAGAACACGACCCAAGAAAUGAAGGAUUGCACCAUGCCUUUCGGAGGCGGUUCAAGGACCUGCCUUGGUCGUCACUUGGCGCGCAUCGAGCUUCGCUUGAUCACUGCUCGCUUCUUCCGAAACUUCCCGAAAGCGACGGUUUCUGAGCUGGAAGGCAUGUGUGAUAAGGAUAUGGAGCCUGCAUUGCACUUCUUGAUGGUGCCCAGCGGCCACCGCUGUCUCAUCAAGCUGAAUGGGUAA